This is a messenger RNA of Perognathus longimembris pacificus (Pacific pocket mouse), 1365 nucleotides long. RefSeq names its product cholinergic receptor nicotinic beta 4 subunit (gene Chrnb4). Gene Ontology annotation, cellular component: synapse; neuron projection; postsynaptic membrane. Lineage: Eukaryota; Metazoa; Chordata; Mammalia; Rodentia; Heteromyidae. The record is from RefSeq and is a predicted model, not a curated record. Gene Ontology annotation, biological process: monoatomic ion transmembrane transport; nervous system process; signal transduction. Gene Ontology annotation, molecular function: acetylcholine-gated monoatomic cation-selective channel activity; transmembrane signaling receptor activity.
AUGAGGAGCUCGCGGCCCCUGCUCGCGCUCCCCCUGCUCGCCCUCUGCGGGCGCGGGGACAGCCGGCUGGCUAACGCGGAGGAGAGGCUGAUGGACGACCUCCUGAACAGAACCCGCUACAACAGCCUCAUCCGCCCGGCCACGGGCUCCGCGCAGCUCAUCGUCAUCAAGCUGCAGCUCUUCCUGGCGCAGCUCAUCAGCGUGAACGAGCGGGAACAGAUCAUGACCACCAACAUCUGGCUGAAGCAGGAGUGGACGGACCACCGUCUGGCCUGGGACAGCGCCCACUACCAGGGGGUGAAGAUCCUGCGGAUCCCGUCCAGGCGCAUCUGGCUCCCCGACAUCGUGCUCUACAACAACGCCGACGGCACGUACGAGGUCUCCGUGUACACCAACGCCGUGGUCUACGCCAACGGCAGCAUCGAGUGGCUGCCCCUGGCCAUCUACAGGAGCGCGUGCAAGAUCGAGGUGCGGCACUUCCCCUUCGACCAGCAGAACUGCUCGCUCACCUUCCGCUCGUGGACCUACGACCACACGGAGAUCGACAUGGUGCUCAUGUCCCCGACGGCCAGCAUGGACGACUUCACGCCCAGCGGCGAGUGGGACAUCGUGGCGCUGCCGGGGCGCCGCACCGUGGACCCGCGGGACCCGGGCUACGUGGACGUCACGUACGACUUCAUCAUCCGCCGCAAGCCGCUCUUCUACACCAUCAACCUCAUCAUCCCGUGCGUGCUCAUCACCUCGCUCGCCAUCCUCGUCUUCUACCUGCCGUCCGACUGCGGCGAGAAGAUGACGCUGUGCAUCUCCGUGCUGCUGGCGCUCACCUUCUUCCUGCUGCUCAUCUCCAAGAUCGUGCCGCCCACCUCGCUCGACGUGCCGCUCGUGGGCAAGUACCUGCUCUUCACCAUGGUGCUGGUCACCUUCUCCAUCGUCACCACCGUCUGCGUGCUCAACGUGCACCACCGCGCGCCCAGCACGCACGCCAUGCCCGCCUGGGUGCGGCGCGGCUUCCUGCGCCGGCUGCCGGCCUUCCUGCUCAUGACGCGGCCCGGCGCGCGGCCCGGCCCCGCCCCCGCCCCCGGCCCCGCCCCGCCGCCGGGGCCCCGCCCGCGCCGACGCCCCGCCGCCCCGCCCCCGCCGGGGCUGCGGCGGGACCUGCGCGAGGCCCUGGACGGGGUGGGCUUCAUCGCGCAGCACCUGAGGAGCAGCGACGAGGACCAGAGCGUGGUGGAAGACUGGAAGUUCGUGGCCAUGGUGGUGGACCGGCUGUUCCUGUGGGUGUUCGUGUUCGUGUGCGUCCUGGGCACCGUGGGGCUCUUCCUGCCCGCCCUCUUCCAGACGCACGCCCCUCCCGCAGCCCCCUAG